AAGUUGCUCCUGGGACUGAAAGACCAACAAAAAACUUUGAAUUCAAAAAAGAGCUCAAAACUGGCGAAAAUGCAAAGAUGAGUAAAAUUCGUGGUGCUUUAGCAGGCACUAUACAAUAUAACUCAACCGAAGAAAAUACAGAUAAAGAGUCUCAGAAAGAGGCACCUAA
This is a messenger RNA of Racocetra persica, 169 nucleotides long. The record is from the annotation of a GenBank genome assembly. NCBI's taxonomy places the organism in Eukaryota, Fungi, Glomeromycota, Glomeromycetes, Diversisporales, Gigasporaceae.